AAGCAGAAAUGGCGUCCUUGGAACUACUUUGAUCGUAGCCUUGUUUCAAUACGCUAUGUUGACGGUGUUUUGUUAUUUAUAUUGAGGAUGUGAAGCUUUGCAUUGAGAAGUGAACUACAAUAGUGUUUCUAUGUUAAUUUAUGUUUAUAUUUGAUUAUCUAUUCGAGGAAAGCGGCAAAAUCGCAAGAUAAACUAAACAACAAACGUGUGUGUCUAAGCAAAGCUGAAGGAUGCCGUUCGUUGUGUUGAAAAAGAAGAAACUUUCGCCGGGUCAGGAAGAUUUGAUGGUUGUACCAGAUGUCUGGGUUGAGGAAACUUUGGAGGACGACAAUGCUUUCGUGUUUUUACCCGUGGCCGACUGUAACACCAUAAAAACGUAUUUGGAAGAGCAGCGCGCCCCGUUUCCAGGAUGGGAGAAACAUGAAUGUGAAGUCCUGUGUAGAAAUAUUCCCAAUUUAAUAUCAGCCUAUAACACUAUCGAAAAGAUCCAGAAUGAGAAAAGCUUGGAUGAUUUUGUAGAAUUGUUCGACCCACCGAUUCCUAAGAAACGUUUAAAACGAGACGAACCAAAAAAGAAAGUGGCAGUUGAAAAGACUAUUGUGGAAGAAGACGAGCAGAAGGUAUUCCCACUCUUUAGAGCGGACCAGGAAAAUGAAGAUCCUUUUGGAGAUAUAAUACCGCCUUUAGAAAUGCCGCUAUCAUCGAACCCGGAAGAACUACCAUUCGAAGAGAAUGUGGGCACUGUUAACACACCGAAAAGUAUGGAUAAACACACACUUUUUACUUCCAAGGUGGGGAACGAUCCACUUGGUACAAAUUGGACCGUAACGUCACAGUCGCGAAUAUCUACUGAGACUAAUUCGGACCGAAGUAAAUCAUCAAACAAAAGGGCUUUCACUGUUGAAGACGACCAACAGAGUGACUACGAUGCACCAAUUGAUGAUGAUCCAUCGAGUGACUAUAAUGCUCCGAGUGAUGGCUAUACACCGAGUAACGGCGAUACACAGAGUUGGUCAUCCCGUAAAAAAAGGCAGCCGACUGUAUCUGACAAACCGAGAGAAGCUAAACAAAUUGCCCAGCUAUACGAUCUGAUGAAUGAACUGAAGUGUAUGAUGAUCAGCAAUCAGGAGGAGAUAAAGAAAAACAUGCGCGAAAAACUCUUCGUGUACGCAUGCAACGUGAAAAAAGAAUCCGAGCCUACGCAAUCGAUGCGACAAAUUGUGACUAAUUUUUUCAUCAAACAGUUGACCGACGCUGGUAGCGGCACACAGCAAACGAAUCUUCCAGGACCGAGUACCUCCGUGUCUACAACGUAA
This is a messenger RNA of Anopheles funestus (African malaria mosquito), 1316 nucleotides long. RefSeq lists its product as uncharacterized. Lineage: Eukaryota; Metazoa; Arthropoda; Insecta; Diptera; Culicidae. The transcript has 3 exons. Bases 231 to 1316 code for a protein of 361 amino acids. The record is from RefSeq and is a predicted model, not a curated record.